AAUAGAAGCGCGCCUCGGUGCUCCCCAGUCAAGAAAUGACCGAGUCUCUUCGCACCGGCACCAGCUAUCACGCAUCGGCUCCAUCACUUCACGGCUUCGAACUCAUAGCUUCCAGGACCCGCCAGGAAUUAUUCAGAUCCCUUUGAUAACCACUCCCUGCGAACUCUGCACACUGCUUCUCCAUCUGCAGCACAGUGGGAGGUCCCAAACAACCUCAUAAGGCCUCUGGCGUGAGGUUGUUCCGUGGGAAGCCGGGAGAGAUGAAGACAUGUCUUGUGUUUAUUGCAGCUCUGCUGUUGCCCACCAUCCAAUCACUGUGUCCUGACAAAGAGCCAGGGCUGAGGCCAUGGAUGCCAGGACAUAGCAAACAUCAUCGAGUUGUCAUCAGUUAUGGCAGGAAAGUUCUCCUCACAACAUCUGCUACGGUGCACUCUAUUGAGAUUUUAAACGGAGGGAAACUGGUGAUUGCUGACACCAAACGGCCCAUACUCCUACGGACAAAACACAUUCUUAUUGGGAACAAAGGGGAACUGCACAUUGGAAGUCCAGACUGUCCUUACAAGGGCAACCUUACCAUUUCUUUGUUUGGAAGGUCAGAUGACACUGAUCAGGAGCACAGCUACUUUGGCCGCAAAUACAUUGGUGUGGGAACUGGUGGAACAUUGGAGAUCCAUGGGGCCAAAAAGUUAUCAUGGACUUUCCUGAAUAAAACCUUGCACCCUGGAGAAAGCAAUCAAAAUCACUACCUGUUGGAGAGAAGCUGGGGGAACCGAGGUAUUAUUGUCCAUGUAAUUGAUCCCAAGACUGGAGAGGUACUGAGUGAUGACAGGUUUGACACAUAUCGUAGCAAGGAUGAAAGCAUUCGCCUUGCAAAGUUUUUAAAUGGUGUGGAGACAGGUCUCAUUGUAGCCAUGGUGGUCAAUGAUGAGGGCUCCAACAACUUGGAAGAUUCUGCCAAAAAGAGCAUUUCCAAGCUUGGCAGUCGGCACAUCAGCAGUUUGGGAUUCAGACAUCCAUGGUCUUUCAUAGCUGUGAAAGGAAACCCAUCUUCUGCUGUAGAAGAUCAUGCUCUUUAUCAAGGGACCAAAGCCUCCUCGGAAGCCAGAAGCUCUCGUGUUUUUCAGUUGAGUUUUGCAGAGCAUUUCACCAUAACAGCCAGCAGCCAGUGGGUGCAAGAGGCUGAGUGGACUGAAUGGUUUGAUAGGGAUGAUGAGAGAGGAUCCGGUGACUGGGAGAAGUUGACAGAUCUGCGUGAAGCCUACCCUGAUCGUCUGUGUAAGAGUCCACUUGACAUUCAGGCAGAAACCCAUGACGGUGUACCGUCUAAUCAAACAGGGGAUAUGAUCCACAAAAUGGACAAAGAUUAUGGCUUUGUCUGCCGCAACAAAGACCAAACUCAUGGCCUUUGUCACAACUACAGAGUUCGCUUCCUAUGCGGAAAACUUGUUCGUCCUCAGGCUUCAAUUUCCAUCGACAUGUUGUCCAACAGCACAAUUCUGGAGCUUGCAGACGAACCAGUGGGUUGGCAACCUGGUGACCGGGUAGUGGUGGCCAGCACUGACUAUUCCAUGCAUCAGACUGAAGGCUUUGGCCUAAUUCCUUGCCCAGCUUGCACACCUAAUCAAGUCAAGGUUCAAGGUAAAGCCGAGUAUAUACACAUGGGUGAAGAGGUUGAUGGGGUGGAUAUGAGAGCUGAGGUUGGCCUACUGAGUCGUAACAUCCUAGUACGCGGUGAGAUGGAGCCCAGCUGUUAUGGAAAUGAAGCCUGCAAAUUCUUUGACUUUGAUACCUUUGGAGGACAUUUGAAGGUGGAGCGAGGUUUCAAAGCCGCACAUAUAUCUGGUGUGGAGCUCCAGAACAUGGGCCAACAAACAAUGGGACAUUAUCCAGUCCACUUUCAUAUGAAUGGGGAAGUGGAUGAGAUGGGAGGCUACAAUCCCCCCACCUAUGUCAGCGAUCUCUCAAUCCACCACUCAUUCUCUCGCUGCGUUACCAUCCACAGCACCAAUGGACUUCUGGUAAAAGACGUAGUGGGCUAUGACACGCUGGGCCAUUGUUUCUUUACAGAGGACGGGCCAGAGGAGAGAAAUACAUUUGAUCACUGUUUGGGCCUCAUGGUCCGAGCUGGCACUCUCCUCCCUUCAGACAGGGACAGUAAAAUGUGCCGCGACAUCACAGACGGAGCGUACCCAGGAUAUGUAGCCAACCCACGGCAAGACUGCAGUGCAACUUCCACUUUCUGGAUUGCCAACCCAAAUAACAACCUUAUCAACUGUGCAGCUGCAGGCUCAGAGGAAACAGGAUUCUGGUUUAUCUUCCACCAUGUACCCACUGGACCAUCUGAGGGGCUGUACUCACCUGGAAAAACAGAACUUACGCCUAUGGGUCAGUUCAUCAACAACAGAGCUCAUUCCAACUACAGGGCUGGAUUCAUGCUAGAUAAUGGAGUCAAGACCACUCAGGCAAAUGACAAGGACAAGAGACCUUUCUUAUCACUGGUUGGAGCCAGGUAUGGACCUCACCAGGACGCUGACCCUUUAAAACCCAGAGUCCCAGCUCACAUUAACCGUUUUGUAGCUUACAAAAACCAGGACCAUGGAGCUUGGUUGAGAGGAGGAGAUAUCUGGCUGGAUGACUGCCAAUUUGCAGAUAACGGCAUUGGCCUAACUCUAGCAAGUGGAGGAACGUUUCCAGAUGAUGAUGGUUCUCGUCAGCAGGUGAAGAAUUCACUAUUUGUGGGGGAAAGUGACAAUCAUGGGAUGCAACUCCCUGAUAACAGUAUCUGGGGCCCGGGGGGUGAAGACCUCACUGGCAGGACCCUCCCGCGUGGCAUUGAUUUCCCUAUUCGGGGCAUGCAGAUCUACGACGGGCCCAUCAAUGUGCAAAACUGUACAUUUCGUAAAUACACAGCUCUGGAGGGACGCCACAGCAGUGCUUUUGGUUUUAGGCUUAACAACUCAUGGCAAAGCUGCCCCAACAAUAACGUGACAGACAUCACCUUUGACCACGUACCUAUCACAUCACGUGUGUUUUUCGGGGAGCCUGGUCCUUGGUUUAAUAAGAUGCAGAUGGAUGGGGACAAGACCACUAUAUUCCAUGACAUUGAUGGUUCAGUCAGUGAGUAUCCCGGAGCUUACCUGGUGAAGGAAGACAACUGGCUGCUCAGACACCCUGAGUGCAUUGAUGUGCCUGACUGGAGGGCUGCCAUCUGCAGUGGGCACUACGCACAGAUCUACAUCCAGACACGUAAUCCUGCCAACCUCAACAUGCAAAUAGUAAGAAAUGAGUACCCUGACCAUCCCUUGGAAUUAGAGGGAGCGUUGGGAAAGAGGAAACACUACCAGCAGUUCCAACCAGUCAUCACAUUGGCAAAGGGCUACACCAUCCACUGGGACCAGGCUGCACCUACUGAGGUUACCAUCUGGCUUAUUAACUUCAAUAAAAAGGACUGGAUCGAUGUGGGUGUGUGCUACCCACAAGGCACCACUUUUGUAGUCAUCUCAGACAUCCACAAUCGCCUGACCAAACAGACCCGCAAGACAGGAGUCUUCAUGAGAACCAUGCAGAUGGAGAAGAUCAAUCACUCACACCUGACAAAAAGCUAUUACUACUGGGAGGAAGACACAGGGCUGCUCUUCUUAAAAGUUCAGGCUCAUAACGACAGGGAACAGUAUGCUUUCUGCUCCCUCAAAGGAUGUGAGAGGGUCAAAAUAACAGCUGUCAUCCCAAAAGGCAGUGCACCCAGCAACUGCAUGUCUCGGGCAUACCCAAAACACGCUGAGCUACCUGUUGUAGAUGUUCCCAUGCCCAAAAAGAUCCCAAAUGACCGAAUGCACUCACCAGAGCACUUACUGGAAGUCAAACUAGAAUCUUAUAACACUCGGUUCUUCCACAUCAAAGAGGACUUCGCUUUUACUGAGGUGAAUGGCAGAAAAUUGUACCAACCAGAAGAUGGCGUGCAGCUGACCGUAAUUGAUGGGCAGAAUGGGAAGGUGGUGGACAGCAAAGGCUUCAGGAACUCCAUCCUCCAGGGUGUUCCUGCACAAAUAAACAACUAUAUCAGUGGCCUACAAGAUGGUUCAGUUGUUCUCCUGACAUCAAAAGGCCGUCUGGUUACGAGAGGACCAUGGACCAAAGUAUUAGAACGACUUGGAGUAGACUCGGGCAAGCAACUGAAAGAUAAGUUGGCAUUUGUAGGCUUCAAAGGCACGUUCCACCCUGACUGGAUUCGAUUGGAAGUGGACCCAAACAGAGCCAAGAUCCACCAGGUUCUGCCAAUCCCGGUGGUCCACAAGUUGAAGCUAUGAGUGACAAGGAGGACAACAAAGAAGCUAUGUGGCUGCAAUAUGAUGACACACAUACUCAUUUAUACACUAUACAUCAUACACUGACUGCAGACUUGUUCCGAGCAACUGGUCCAAGUCCAAGUGGUGUGUUUUUGAAGAAUUGUGUGGUUGGGUGUGUUGAGAAUGAGAAGCAUUGUCCACAAUGAAUCUCAGACAACCUCAUUAGCAGACGGCUUAAACUUGACCGCAGCUGCUUUUGAAGUAUGGCUGACUCCUCAAACACUAAUGGGCGGGUUCGUGACUGCACUUAUGUUUUACCAUGAGCACAGGUCUAUUGUCAUAUGUACAGAAGAAACCAUGUUUCCUUGUGCAAUGAAAUACUAUCAUUUGGCUUGUAUUGAUAAAGCGUGGGUUGUAGCAUAAGGUAAUUUUUCCUUUGUUGUUUUGUAAACCUAAGCUAAUAAAUCCCAUCAUAGCCCGUAAUGUUCAUACAGCAGCAGACAUUUUAAAGGUUCCAUGAAAUACUGCAGCAAGUGACUUUAAAAUGAUAGCAGAGCAUAUUUUGGACACAAAUCCAUCCAAAAUAAGUGAUCGAAAAGGCUUAAUACUUCAAUUAUAUUCACUAAAAGUUCUAGAAACAAGAUGUCACUGAGUUUGGAGUCUGCUAGCAUGCUAUUCAUUGGCCGUUCUGUCAUUCUGUCAACAUGUGCUAGCUACCGCAGUGCUAGGAAGCUAGACAUGAUCGUCAAUUCUAGGGUUGAUGUCACAACCAGAAUUGCUGGGAAGAAAAGGGCAUUCCCUGACACAUUGUUUAAGGAAUAAUUAUAAAAUGAUAAAAAGCCACAUUUACAUGAUUACGUUAGUGCAGUCGUUUUCAUUUUUAAACAUGGUCACCAUUUUAUUGCACCUUUAAGUGUCUAAAAUGUCUAGCUCAAUUGAAACCUAAACCUGUCCAGGAGCUAGACAUUCAAAGUUUAUUUUCCUCAAGUUGAAUAUUACAGAGAAAGAGAAAACAUCUAUAUUAAGCACAUGUAAUUCUAAUUUUAAAGUUAGUUAUCCGCUGGGUUUGCUUCUUGGUUGUUUCUUGUUUGCAAAUUUUUGGUAUACUUCUGCUUCGUUGGCCAGAUGGCUAACAAAGCCUGGGAAACAAAACACUGCUUUUCCUACGUUGAGCACUAUGGUUUUAUCAUUGCUGCACUAAACAAUCAUCUCGGUGUUUUCCAGUUCCAAGAAUUAAGGACACAAGUAAAUGUUAUAUGCUAAAAAAGAAAUUACUAUAGAGAUAGGUCAGUUUCUGUAUGUUUAGGAAAUUGAAAAAGCCAUUGACAUAUUGUGUAAAUUGAACGUGCAACAUCUGCAUCUGUAUGAAAAUGAUAUUCCAGAUUUCUGUUGAACUAGGGUGGAAAAUGUUAGUAUGUUCCUUAGUAGCAUUCAACACAUGGUUGUGUGUUCUUGUGCUUGUUAUACAUCUCUCUACUUUUAAAGGUGCACAAUGUACAGUAAGAUUUGCACUUUAAUUAUUCAUGAAAUGUCCAUACUCCAAUAGACAUUAAAGAAACAUGUUUUUGGGGAAUACUUUUGAAAUGGAUCUCAACGGCUAAGCAGAGAUUUUUCCCAUUUUAAAAGGCGAUGUACGCGUCGCAAAUUUGUUUCUGUUUAGCUUCCGUGUUCAUCAUCAGCCAAUCACAGUCUUUGCCUGGAUUACCACAACUCUAUAUGCCCCGUAAACAGGCUGUGCCAACUUUGACAAGCAGUCUGAAUUAUGUCUACACUGUGAGGCGAAAAAAACAAUAGUUAUGAAUCUCAAAGCAGAGUUGCCAGUGUUAGUGAAACAUUUCUACCAGAGCGUUCUCGUUUUAACAUAUUGCCAGCUCGUUUAAACGUAAUGACAUAUCGUUUCAACCUAUUGCUAACCUCGUUUUAACGUUGUGCCAACCUCGUUUCAACGAUUAGUUAGUUGGGGUGUGACCGUCAGAACCUUGCGAUGCGAUAUAAUUUGCAAUGCAAGGCUCCCGAUAACGAUCUUACGAUAUGGCAAUACAAAAAUUAUCGAUACAAUGGUCAGGAAUUCAUUGUACGAUACAAUGAAUAAACAGAAAAACAUGCCAAUUCUGUCUUUCUGUGAACUGGAAUGGGUUUAUCACUAAUAGUGUCAUCCGGCAAAUUAUUGUACUAACUCCAUUUAUGUCCAGCUCGGAUCUUUUCCAUCCAUUCAAAAGUGAGAUAAUUUGCCAGAUGACACUAAAUGACAUCUGUUAUGAGCAUUAGUUAAUGCUCAUGACAGUGUCGUGUCAUAAUUAUGGUUGUCUAAUGAUAGUCUUGAGGCACCACUGUCAAAUAAAGUGUUACCAAAUACCAUAACUAGCAAUUAAUGAAACAACUAGAACAUGAACUGAAGAAAUAAUUAGCACAGAACAUGAAUUUUGAUUAUUUACAUCUGUAGCGCUGCAAUGCAUGCUAGGAGGCAUGUUUGGCAACUACAGUUUUGACAGCAGGUGGCAGAAGAGGUUGACUGUAUCCCCCAAGGGAGGCCAAAUGAAGGUUCUUGAAGCAAUGAAGCUUUGCAACCAAUUGGUUCAAAGCUUCAUGGUGGUUCAUUUGGUCUUAUGACGGUCGUAUGGUGCUGCUGUCAAACAAAGUGUUACCGGUUAAUAUCUUUUGGUGUAAUCCCAUAAUAUAGUGAGGACAGCUGUGGCCUAUAGUCCAUUGCGGCUUAUCUAUGAACAAAUGCCAUUUUUGUGUCACAUUUGGUGGGUGGUGGCUUAUAGUCAGGUGCGCCUUGUAGUGCGAAAAGUAUGGUAUAUUCUGCAGAGGACUGGUCGCUUGUCACUUCUUUUCCUGCAGGUUCUCCUAUGUGACGCGAAAUUUUGGCAACCUGAAGGGGGGAGGGCAUUUUGUGCUAGUCAAUAUUUUGAUCUAAUUGCAGUACCAUUUUUGGCCAUCAACUCUAUAUUGUGCACCUUUAAUUUUAAACCAUCAAAAGGCCUGCUAUUAAAAAAAUGAUCCACUUAAAUUUUUAUGGGUGUAAUUUUCCCAUUUAAAAGUCCUACAGAAACCAAUUUGAAAUUGACCCCUCCCUUUGCCGAAAUAGCUGGUCUUUUUUCGGAGGGUGUAGGAGUUAUUUAGUGUUUUGUAUGUUUGAUGUUUUUGAAAAUCCACAGAAAAGACAUAUUUUAUACUUAUUUAUUGUACAGACUCCACCAAUCCAAAUCUGCAAGGGACAUCAUCUAAUAACGCCAUCUUCCAACCUCCUGUAAACAUGUCUAUGAAUGUCCACUGUCAAGAAAAUGGAUGUGUUGUAAAUGUGAUUUGAGUUUGUAAACUGAAAAAGAGUCUUUUCAGACCUUUGUACAGAAAUAAAGAAUGCUGA
This is a messenger RNA of Corythoichthys intestinalis (scribbled pipefish), 7656 nucleotides long. RefSeq names its product cell migration inducing hyaluronidase 1 (gene cemip). The transcript is spliced from 29 exons. The record is from RefSeq and is a predicted model, not a curated record. The coding region runs from base 261 to 4307 and encodes 1348 amino acids. NCBI's taxonomy places the organism in Eukaryota, Metazoa, Chordata, Actinopteri, Syngnathiformes, Syngnathidae.